AUGGCCAGCCCCUGGGCUAAGGCGACCCCCAAGGUGACAGACUGGUCGGAACAAGUCGAGGAGGAGGAGGCCCAGAAUGGCGGCGACCUGGUCCCGCCGGAGGCCGUGCCGCUGGAUGAGGAGGCCUUCCCGUCGCUGGGCGACGCGGCCAAGGUGAAGACGCCCAAGAAGAAGAAGGGCGGGCAGAAGAUGACCCUGGGGGAGUUCGUGGGCAAGAGCGGGGCCCCCAGCAGGCGGCGGAUUGGGCCCAUGAUGUCGGACCAGGAAAUCGCAAUGAACCUUCCGACGGGGCCCAGGGAGCGCGGGCCCGGGGAGGAGGACGGCGGAUGGGGGCAAGGUGGGCGGUCAGGCUUCGGGGGCGGGUACCGCAGUGGCGGCUUCGGCGACCGGGAGGACCGGGGAAGGGACGACAUGGGGCCCAGCCGCGCGGAUGAGGCUGACAACUGGGGCUCCCAAAAGCAGUUCGUGCCGUCCUCCGGCGGCUACGGCAGCCGGCCCGGCGGGUACGGCGGCGGUGGCUUCAGCUCGUACGACCGCCCGCGCAGCAGCGCCGGCAGCAGGUACGAUGACGCGCCGAUGGCCAGGGCGUCCGACAGCGACAACUGGUCCAGGGACAACAGGUUCGAGCCCAGCAGGGACUCCCAGAGGGGCCGGUCUGGAUUCGGCGGCGGCUUUUACGAGCCGCCGCCGCCGCGCAGAGGGUACGGUUUUCGAGAUCGGGACGACAGGGGGAUGCGCGGCGGCGGCUUCGGCGAUCGGGACCCAAUGAGGACGGAGGGGGGGAGCUGGACGAGGGCCAGGUCGUACACGCCGAAUUCGGAGGGCCCGGGUGAGGAUGGGGGCGGCGAGAGGCCGAGGCUGAACCUGGCGCCACGCAAGAAGCCGCUGGCCGGCCCGGGGUCCGACGGCGGCGCGGAGGGCGGCGGGCGGGACGCGUCCACGCCCUCGAAGCGGAGCAGCAUCUUUGGGGACGCGCGGCCGAGGGAGGAGGUGCUGAAGGAGAGGGGCGGGAGUGACAUCAGCGGGUCUGCCCCUCAUGUUGGCAGGACGACGCCCACAAGCGAGGUGAGCAGCCGUGCUGGCAGCAGGACUGGCAGCCGUGCUGGCAGCAGGGCUGGCACCCCUGCUAGUCCAGUUGUAAGGAGCCCAAGAGAGGCCCCAAAGCAGCCAUUUGUGAGGCCACACAGGGAAGACCCCUUUGGGGGCGCCCGACCUAGAGAGGACAACCUUGGCCAAAGGAUGAUGGAGAAGGAUGCGGAGGAGGAGCUGUCAAAGGGAAUCGAGGCCAUGUGA
Ostreobium quekettii is the source of this 1293-nucleotide messenger RNA. The record is from the annotation of a GenBank genome assembly. NCBI's taxonomy places the organism in Eukaryota, Viridiplantae, Chlorophyta, Ulvophyceae, Bryopsidales, Ostreobiaceae.